Molecule: messenger RNA, 1494 nt
Organism: Hyphopichia burtonii NRRL Y-1933
Lineage: Eukaryota; Fungi; Ascomycota; Pichiomycetes; Serinales; Debaryomycetaceae
Exons: 1
Coding region: 1-1494 (497 amino acids)
Source: RefSeq, a predicted model, not a curated record
AUGGUACUACAGUCCGAAUUUGAUCAAUCGUUUGCCGAAUUCGAUAGUAGUAACCUACUUGAUUCAGAAGAAUUGAAACUAGACUAUGAUAAUCUAUUGGAAGGUAUAGAUGAUAAAAGUGCAAUUGAAAAACUACCGAAUAAUUCUGAACAAAAUCUUUUAAAUAUAGAAAAUAGUCCAAAUUUAAAACUAAGUCCGAUUCUUUCGAAAACCAAUUCAAUUACUAAUGAUUUAUUUAAAGUUACCAAGCAAUUGAGACUGAAAAGUGAGCAAUCCAACACUGAUGAUAUUUUUGGAUUAUCAGAAAAUGAAGAAUCUAUUUUUUCCAAUAGAAAAUUAAAUAAUGAUAAAGUAACUAAAUUAAUGAAUCAAUUGAAUGAAAAAGAUGAAGACUUAGAAUUGGAUGACCAAUUAAGAAGUAGAGUGUUUAAAGGACGCUUUACUAAAAAUUUAAAUCCUACAUCAUCACUCCCUGACAACUUAGAUUUACAAUUAAAUUCAUAUUUAUCAAAUUCAAAUAAUGCAAGUGAUGAAAACAAGGAAAAUUUAUCGCCAUAUCCUGAUCCUUUGAAAUCCAUUCGUAAUAAGGAUGUCAAUUCAAUCAAGAAAUCAGGUAAAAUUUUUUUCAAAGCCCCUCCGAAGAAAACAAAUACAUCAACUAAAUCGCAAAUUCCAAUAUUAAAACCAUUAUCAAAUUUAACCAAUGUUGACUUGAGAAAACCAAAUGAAAAUUAUCUCCUUAAACAUAGUGUACAAUCAAAUAAUCUUAAUCAUAUAAAAUCACCCAAAAGAAUUUGCACCCCAAAAUCAAUAAUACCGUCUAAGCCAAGUAUUAAGUAUCAACAAAGAAAGCAUAAUAUAUUUAUCGUUGACUCUCUGACUGGGUUGAUCAAUGAUGCAACCCAAUUUGGUACUGAAUUGAAUGCUUCCAAUUGUGAAGGGUUCCCAUUACCAGAAGACGUUAAUGAAAUUGUUCAAAUUCCAACAAAUGACGAUACUUCAAAUGAUUCUAAGCCGUUGAAUAAAAAACCAAAAUCAAAAAUGGCUAUAAUCAAAGCUUUACAUAAUAAAUAUUUUUCGAUUCACAAAAAAAAAUCUCCCAAACAAUCCCAAAAGGAUUCGAUCAAGAAAAUUGGGUUUUAUUCUAAAAUUGAAUUCGACAAAUAUUGUAAAGAAUUACAAAAAGAGAAACUGAAAAACCCAUCCGACACCAAUACUAAUGAAGUUGAACUUGUUAGUCAACAACCAAUACCCCCCACCAGUAAUAUUCCAAUAUUCUCAAAUAAAAAUAUCUUGUCUAAAAUGAAACCCGCUAAAAAGCAAGUCAUACCAGAAGAUGAUGAAACUGAAACCGAUCGUGAAUCCGAAAACGAUUCUGAUCGUGAUGCCUCAGACGAUAAAGAAAACGCUCCCACUGACUCAAAUGAAAAACCUGCUAUGAAGUCCGAUUCUAAAAAGAGGAAAGUUAGGUGGGCUCAAGAUUUGGAAUGGUAG